AUGCCAACAAUUCCCAGUUCAGAGUCUCCAUCAGACAGCAAUCGCACACUUCGCAAAGCUACAGUCGAAGAUAUACCCGCCAUCAAAGCCAUGGUCGAUGCCGCCUAUUCAAAAUAUAUUGAGCGGAUUGGCAAGCCACCAGCUCCUAUGACAGAAGACUGGGACGAGACGAUUCGCACGCAUGAAGUCCUCGUCCUCAGAGACAAUGAGCAGAUCGUUGGCUCAAUCAGCUUCUACAAGGACAAGCAGAUGAAAUCGCUGAAGAUUGACAACGUGGUCGUCAACCCACAGGCGCAAUCUCGGGGAUAUGGAUAUCAUAUGGUCAAAUAUGCGGAAAUGGAAGGCCAAAAGCAAGGGCUGCGCAGUGUGACAUUAUUCACCAAUGUGAAGAUGUUCGAGAAUAUUGCGUACUAUCCGAAAUUGGGGUUCACGGAAACAGAACGAAAAACGGAAGACGGGUUUGAACGUGUAUAUUUCUAUAAGAAGCUUGCUGAAUGA
Penicillium coprophilum is the source of this 498-nucleotide messenger RNA. Its product is annotated as GNAT family N-acetyltransferase. Gene Ontology annotation, molecular function: acyltransferase activity, transferring groups other than amino-acyl groups. The transcript has a single exon. NCBI's taxonomy places the organism in Eukaryota, Fungi, Ascomycota, Eurotiomycetes, Eurotiales, Aspergillaceae. The record is from RefSeq and is a predicted model, not a curated record. Bases 1 to 498 code for a protein of 165 amino acids.